CUAAUGAAGUGGCAUCAGGAGGUGCCUACGCUUCCACAGCCUGGGAGGGCGCAGUGAAAUGCUUAUUAACCAAGGCGGGCUGUCCUGUCCUGACCCCAGACACUAAAGGCUGUUUGCAUCGGGCUCAUGGGUUUCUUCCUAGCCACUCUCAGGGACAGGAGUGCUCGGUGAAGAAGUAUGUGGUGGUCCAUGGAGCUUCCAUUCACCAACCUGGAAAUGGCAUUCAUUUUAUUGGCCUUUGUUAUCUUUUCAUUAUUUACUGCGGCUUCCAUCUACACUAAUCCGGACGAGAGGAAUGAAGGUAAAAAGAGAGAGCUCUUCAUGAUAUACAACAGUUACAGAAAAAGCCAUAGUAAUUUUUACAUGAGAAUACAAAAGGUGUACACUUUCCCAAAUGUGAUAAGACAGGAGUAA
Molecule: messenger RNA, 414 nt
Organism: Myotis myotis
Lineage: Eukaryota; Metazoa; Chordata; Mammalia; Chiroptera; Vespertilionidae
Gene: SMIM31
Product: small integral membrane protein 31
Exons: 3
Coding region: 178-414 (78 amino acids)
Source: RefSeq, a predicted model, not a curated record